Messenger RNA from Cordyceps militaris CM01, 1455 nucleotides. Its product is annotated as flavin-containing amine oxidase, putative. The transcript has 2 exons. NCBI's taxonomy places the organism in Eukaryota, Fungi, Ascomycota, Sordariomycetes, Hypocreales, Cordycipitaceae. The coding region runs from base 1 to 1455 and encodes 484 amino acids. Gene Ontology annotation, molecular function: oxidoreductase activity. The record is from RefSeq and is a predicted model, not a curated record.
AUGUGGGACGUUGUGGUUAUCGGAGCAGGAUUCAGCGGCCUUCAAGCGGCCUAUUCUGCGAAGGCCUCGGGCCUUUCCGUGGCUGUAGUCGAGGCACGAGAUCGUGUCGGAGGCAAGAGCUUCACCAUACCGCUGGCCAAUGGACGUGGCACGGCAGAUCUGGGAGCUGCUUGGGUGAACCAGCACCUGCAGCCCCGCGUCUGGUCCCUCAUUGAACGGUUCGGGCUCGCGGGCAAGGUCGUCGAGCAGCGCCUUGGAGGCACUGCCGUGAUGGUCACAGCGGAAAGCGAAAGGAUCGAGUUUCCUUUCGGGAUCACCCCACAUGUAAGUAUGCCUGCGGCACAAGACAUGGCCCAUAGACUCGGGAGUAACAUCUUUUACUUGCAGUUCACCGCCGAAGAGCAGGAGGAUCUGGUCAAGAUUCGUGAUCACAUUCAAGCCGAGUCUCUGAACCCGACCGGUUUCCGGAAAGAGGACGACGGCUUGAGCUUGGAUCAGUAUGUUCGAAACCUGGGGACGUUGCCCAAGACGCUGGCGAUGGUCAAUCUCUGGACUCGUGUCAUGCACGGACUUGAGUCGACGGAGGAAUCGGCGGCGUUCUUCAUUGACUACUGCCGCACAAACCAUGGUCUACUUUCCAUCCGCGCAGACGACCGUACGGGCGGAAACUACAUGCGCUUGACAGCAGGCACACAAUCUAUUGCGAAAGGUCUGGCACAGCUCAUCGGAGCGGAUAGCGUCCAUCUAUCGUCCCCUGUGUCGCUCAUCGAGGACAAAGGGUCCCACGUGGUGGUCACGACGAAGAACGGCAGGACUUUCGAAGGGAGGAAGUUGAUUGUUUCCAUCCCAAGUGCCUUGUUCCGAGAGCUAGACUUUUCUCCUCCUCUGCCCGAGAGACUGGAGCAGGUUACGAGGUCCACAAAGCUCGGCCACUACAACAAGGCCCUGGUAUUCUACCAUCGACCUUGGUGGCGGGCCCGCGGAUUCAAUGGCUUCAUGAUGAGCUUCCAAGGCCCGGUCUGCGUGGCCCGAGACACCAGCUUCGACGACCUGGGCAUCUACGGCCUGACCUGCUUCGUCAACGGUCGCCCGGGGCAGGAAUGGGCGAGGCUGCCACCGUCGGAGCGGCGGAGGGUGGUCCUCGAGCAGCUCGCUACCGUGUUUGACACGGGAGCCAGCCCAGACGCACGCCGCCCGACCGAGUACAUGGACCAGAUCUGGCAGCACGAGGAGUUUAGUCGCGGCGCCUUGGCGCCAGUGCCGGCGAUUGGCCACUACGCUGCGUUUUCCGACGUGUACGGGAAGCCAGCCGGCAACAUUCACUUUGUGGGUACAGAGUACUCCCGCCAUUGGAAAGGAUAUAUUGAGGGCGCAUUGGCGUCGGGUCAAGCAGGGGCCAAGGAGGUGCUGGAUGCCCUGCAGAAGCCGAAGGAGGCCUUGAAGUCGAUGCUGUAG